GUGAGUUGUUAUUUUUAGGCCGGUGUUUGAUCAUUUUGGAGUUUUGUUUUUCUGUAAUUGUUUCAAACUGAUGAAGAUCAUGGUAUUUAUCCGCGAAACAUUAACUUCUGUACUCAGUAGAAAAGGUAUCUCGUGUGUCUUCCGCGAGGCAAGAAGUUGACUUGAGCCGGCCAGAUCAAGGAACGUGAGGCAUUUGAAAUACUCAAACACCAACAUCAGUGUCAUUGGCAUUAGUGAUUAUAAUACCGCGGAUAGUACGAUGGCAGAACAGGUUGCGCCUGAUCAAAGUAAGAAAGGUUCUCAGACGAAAAAGAAGAAGUCACCAGGCAAGAAGCAAGGGCUGAGGCAAGUGAUGCGGCAAACGAGAAAAGCCAAGAGUAAGCAGCGCAACAUUGACGAAAUGAUGGCGCAGCUGACGUUCGACCCAGAUAAUUCGGUAGUCUCAGGGACAGGCCUCGUCUACGACGAGCGGAUGCUGAAACAUCACAACCUCUGGUUCCGGGAGCACAAUGAGCGCCCUCUACGUGUAGCGGAGUCCUACAGACAGUGUCAGGAGUACGGCCUCGUCGACAGAUGCGUUCACGUUCCGAUAAGAUUGGCAACAGAGGAAGAAAUUCUGCUGAAUCAUAGCCAGCAGUACGUGGAUGCAAUACGCAAUACGGAAAGCUGUGACACCGAGGCCGAGUUCGAAGAGGUAUCAGCGUCAUUCUCAGAUGUAUAUUUCAACAAAGAUACGUUUGAGACGGCGCGUCUGUCGUUAGGAGGCUGCUUGGAGCUGCUGGACCACAUCGCAGAAGGAAAAGUCCGCAAUGGGAUGGCCAUCGUCAGGCCGCCAGGUCACCACGCGAUGGAGUCGGAGGCGUGCGGCUUCUGCUUCCUCAACAACGCCGCCAUCGCUGCCGAGAGCGCUCUGCGUAACCAUGGAUACGAGAGGGUCCUCAUCGUCGACUGGGACGUCCACCACGGCCAGGGAACGCAAUACUCCUUCUACGACGACCCGAGAGCCUCGGGUAGUGACUGCAGUCCACUCGUGGCGGAAAACAUGACCUACACAAGCUAUCCCGCGUGGCCCGGACCGCAGACGGGCAUGGGCAACAGCGAAUACAUUGCAAUAUUCAACAACAUCCUGAUGCCUAUUGCAUAUGAGUUUUCUCCCGAUCUCGUCAUAGUCUCGUCGGGUUACGACGCUGCGCUGGGCUGCCCUGAGGGUGAGAUGAAGGUCACGCCGGCAUGCUACGCACAUCUCGUCAACAUGCUGUCGACGUUAGCUGAGGGUCGGCUGUGCGUCUACCUGGAGGGAGGAUAUUGUGUCACGUCGCUGUCGCACUCGGUCGCCAUGACAGUGAGGGCGCUACUAGGCGAUCCCUGCCCGCCGAUUGGUCCGUUGGAACCUCCCGACAGCAGCCUGCUGGAGGUCAUGGAGCGACUGAUCACGUUGCUGCGGCCGCACUGGAGAUGCCUGCGCUUCCAGGGCGUCGACCGCGGCGCCACCUACACGCCGCCCGUCAAGCCGGACGGCGUGGAGUUUGCGGCGGACGAGCGUCGGCCGGCGCGCUACGACACGCGGGACGUGCACGAGGUGAGGAGCGAGGCGGAGACGCGCGCGUGGGACGCGAAGAUCGCCGACGUCCUCCACCAGAUGGUGCUGCGCAGGGCACCGCACAGGACGUGCCUUGUCUACGACAAGCAGAUGAUGCUGCACCGGAGCUACGCCGACCCCGGCCACCCGGAGAGUCCGGCGCGGAUACAGAGGAUCUUCGCACAGCACGAGGAGUGGGGGCUGCUCGAACGCUGCCUGCUGCUGCCGUCGAGAAAAGCCACGCCGGAGGAGCUAAAGUUGAAACAUAGUGAGGAGCAUGUGAGCACUGUUGCUGCGUGGGCUCGCUCGGGGAAGGAGGAGCUAGAGCGGAUGAUAACUCCGACGAUGGUAGAGCGCAUAGCCACCUUCCUCUGCAUGGAUACGUACGAUGCCGGCGUGCUGGCAGCUGGCUCGGUGCUUGCUGUCGUUGAUGCUGUCGUGGGUGGAGAGGCGCAGUCCGGGGUCGCGAUCGUGCGACCUCCGGGCCACCACGCCGAGGAGGACGCCGCCUGCGGCUUCUGCUUCUUCAACAAUGUCGCCAUCGCCGCCGAGUACGCGAAGAGAAAGCACGGCCUGAAACGAGUUCUCAUCGUUGACUGGGAUGUUCACCAUGGCAACGGCACACAGCACAUGUUUUACGAUGAUUCAAGCGUGCUGUUCAUCUCGCUGCAUCGCUAUGACGAUGGCUCCUUCUUCCCGGGGGAGGAGGAUGCGAACUUCGACAGGCUGGGUCGCGGCGACGGGACAGGAUUCAACAUCAACAUAGCCUGGAAUGCGAGAGGGAUGGGCGAUGCGGAAUAUGUCGCUGCCUUCCAGCAGGUGGUGUUGCCUGUCGCCUACCAGGUAUGUUCAAUUGUCUUUCAUAUUCCUAAGCCUCUUCAACGAGACGCGAGAUUGGAGCGUACUGUCAGUCAACUCCCGUACAUGGAAUAUUCACAUGAGUUCUGUGUUCGGGUUAGGUCGGUGCUGUCGGCCGUGCGGGGCGCGGUCGGGCAGACGCUGCAGCACAUCACAGGAGCGAUGAAGACGCUGACGAUGUCAGGCGCAGACGAGCCGCUAGCGCCACCUGUCGCCGAGGGCGCGACGCACGAGCCCGGCGUCGAGCCGCUAGCGCCACCUGCCGCCGCCACCGAGGGCGCCAUGGACGAGCCUGGCGUCGAGCUGCUAGCGCCACCUGCCGCUGUCGAGGACGCCGCGGAUGGCCGGUCGGCGAGUGCUGUGCCGGACGUACCAUUACACUCUGAAGGGGAUGCGGGUGUGGCUCAGGAUGUUCCAUUUGAAUUGGGAGGGGAGGCGGACGUGGCUCAAGGCGUACGAUUGAAAUCGGAAGGGGAGGUAGGCGUGGCUUGGGAUAUACCAUCGAAAUCUGAAGGGGUAGCCAGUGUGAAUCAAGACAUACCAUUGAAAUCGGAAGGGGUGGAUCAGAAUGCACAAUUAACGUCAGAAGGGGAGGCGAGUGCGGCACGGGAUGUGCCGUCGCAGUCAGGCACGGAGGGAGAGGCGGCGAGUGGGUCGGGGGAGGCGGCAGGAGCACUGGGAGCCUGCACACACAUCCCCGGGGAAGCCGGAGCCGGGGAGCCUUCCCUGGUGGCCUUCCUUGGUCUUGACGAAGACUUGGCAGAUCAGGAUCGCAUGUUUGCCGUCGUUCCAAAGUCGUGGUGUCCGCACCUGGAGUGCGUGGAGGCACCACCAGGGGGCAGCAUUGACGUCGCGCAGCCCUGCGCAACGUGUGGUGAUACGAAGGAAAACUGGAUAUGCCUCACGUGUUAUAAGGUGUUCUGCGGCCGAAUGAUCCGCGGCCACAUGGUGGACCACGGCUCGGACGCCGGUCACCCACUGACCCUCAGCUUCAGCGACCUCUCUGCGUGGUGCUACCCAUGCGACGCCUACGUCCACCACGCCGCGCUCGUCCCCCCGAAGAGGGCAGCACACGUCGCCAAGUUCGGCGUGGACCUGCCACACGGCUCCGAACCCUGACGGGAGAGCGGUGACAGUCGGCCAUCUUAUAAAUUGUGACAAUCUGCCAUCUUAAACAGCAAAAGUCAGCCAUCUUAAACUGUGACAAUCGACCAUCUUGAAAAAUGACAAUCGGCCAUCUUGAACAAUAGCAGUAGGCUAUUCUAAACGGCGCUAGACGACCAUUGUGAAUGUGGCUGACCUUGGAACGAUUUGGCUCGACUGCCAAGGACACGGGCAGAAUGGGUGGAUGUGCGCAGGUUUUGUUGAUCGUCUCAAUUACGAAUAUGUGAUUACUAUGUUUGCUACAUGCUAAUAAACGAUAGAGAUCUAAUGAAAUUAUUCAAUCAACUA
This is a messenger RNA of Priapulus caudatus, 3889 nucleotides long. RefSeq names its product histone deacetylase 6-like. Lineage: Eukaryota; Metazoa; Priapulida; Priapulimorpha; Priapulimorphida; Priapulidae. The record is from RefSeq and is a predicted model, not a curated record. Gene Ontology annotation, biological process: chromatin organization. The transcript has 29 exons. The coding region runs from base 260 to 3556 and encodes 1098 amino acids. Gene Ontology annotation, cellular component: histone deacetylase complex. Gene Ontology annotation, molecular function: histone deacetylase activity; zinc ion binding.